CGUCUAUCCAGAUAACUUGCUCUGGUCCGGCCAUCCCUCAGAACCGCAUCCAACCCAACCACGACGCUCCUUUGUCCCAAAUAUAGCAUCCCAACAGCUUGUCUUCGUUUUCGCCCAAAAUGUCGCUCUUGGCCAGGCGUGCCAAGGGUCUCUGCCUCCCUUGGCGUCUCAGUCCGACCCCCUGAAAAAUUCCACCAUUGAUCCCAUCAUGGCUGCCUGGUCGCUUCUAUCACUUCGGCUGCUUCUCCUGUCUGUCUGGUUGUACUCUCCAACAUAGCUAGAUGGUCAUCCGUCAGACACCCAUUUCACCAUGCGCAGUCACCACAUAACCGCCUUCCUGCUGCUCCUGUUACACAGUCAACGGGCAUAUUCCGACCUGGGUAUACAAGUCAACGAUGCCAACUCCCUCGCAAACGCCGGCUCCACCAUCGCCGAUCCCUUGAUGGAAUUCUACAAACAGAACCAAACCGAAGGCAUCCCCGGCAAGCUCACCGACACCUGGUACAUUGCGGGGGCCAUGUUCAUGACCUUGAUUCAAUUCUGGAAGGCCUCAGGCGUCGACACCUACAAUUCCGUCGUGCAGCAUGACCUGAUGUUCCAAGCCGGCGAGAACUACGACUAUUUCUCCUCCAACUACAGUCAAUGGCUGGGCAACGACGACCAAAUGUUCUGGGGCCUCGCCGCCAUCACCGCCUCCGAAACCGGCUUCCCCGAAGUCUCCGGCAAACCCUCAUGGACGUCUCUCGCGCGCGCCGUCUUUAACAUGCAAGUCAACCGCUGGGACGACACCACCUGUGACGGCGGCAUGCGCUGGCAGAUCUGGCCCUACCAGGCGGGAUACACGAUGAAGAACGCCAUCUCGAACGGGGGUCUCUUCGAGCUCUCUGCCCGACUCGCCCGGUUCACCAAGAACGAUACGUAUGCCGAGUGGGCAGAGAAGAUCUUCGACUGGUCGACGACGACACCGCUCUUGAACACGAAUGCAACGAUAUGGAACGUGGCGGAUAGUACCUCAAACGAAGCCAACUGCAAGGACGUGGGAAAUAACCAAUGGACUUACAAUUACGGGACGUAUCUGUCCGGUGCGGCGUUCAUGUAUAACUACACAAAUGGCUCCACCAAAUGGGAGGAAAGGGUAAACAACCUCCUCACCUCCCUAACCACCAAAUUCUUCCCCGAGAACUUCAACAAUGGCACCGUCCUCUCCGAAGUAACCUGUGAACCGAUCCUGUCCUGCGACCGCAACCAACUCGGCUUCAAGGGGUACGUGGCAAUGUGGCUUGCCUUUACGGCGCUACUCGUCCCCUCGACCCACGACCUCAUCCUCCCCAAACUGCAAGGCUCCGCGGCAGCCAUCUCAAAGCAGUGUUCGGGGACCGGCGACGGAUUGGAGAACCUGUGCGGCGUGCGCUGGCACCAGGAUACCUGGGAUGGAAGUAUGGGACUAGAAGUACAGAUGAGUGCGUUGGGCGGAGUGACGGGGGCGUUGAUGAUGUUGGGGGAUGGUAGUUCCGGACCGCAGACGAUCGAUGAGAAUCCGGAUGCGGCGGAACAUCAUAUUGAUACGAGUGAAGAUGAGAAGGACCCGACGGCGAAGGAGAAGAUUGAUACGGGGGAUAGAGCUGGAGCGUGGAUUCUGACGGUGGUGCUGGCGGGGUUGAUGUUGGGGGCUGUGGGAUGGUUGGUGAAGGCGCAGUGAUUACCCCCUUCUUCUAUUCUUAUUCUUGUUCACUUCUUUUCUUCUGAAUCAUUAGGGUAUAUUUGAUUAUGGGUUUGUGUAUAUGGGUUAUGGACAUAUUGAUCGUUUGCCGAGGUAUGUACUGCUGCUGGACAGACAGACAGUGGAUUUCAAGUCUUCUUUUAUUCCUUUCUCUCCAUUUUGACCACUUACUCUAUCAGAGCUUCUCUUCUCACAGAUAUCACUUAUCUCACUUAUCGCAGAGCGAUAGUUAGCGCAUAUACAUCAUCUACCAAAUGUCAAUAUACAGUAUCAAUACUCAAAGAAUGUCCC
Molecule: messenger RNA, 2011 nt
Organism: Aspergillus welwitschiae
Lineage: Eukaryota; Fungi; Ascomycota; Eurotiomycetes; Eurotiales; Aspergillaceae
Product: glycoside hydrolase family 76 protein
Exons: 4
Coding region: 311-1699 (462 amino acids)
Biological process (GO): carbohydrate catabolic process; fungal-type cell wall biogenesis
Molecular function (GO): mannan endo-1,6-alpha-mannosidase activity
Source: RefSeq, a predicted model, not a curated record